GUUCCUCUAAGGGCAAGAUCCAUCAUCCAGCAAAGAUGCAGCUUAUCUAACAGCUGCUUCCAACCAGUACUUGGGAAGGGAGCAAAGCUUGGGUGUCUUUCUUCUGCAGUCACUUCCUGGCUGUACAGUACAAGUAUUUCAGAAUAAACACGCUGGGAAAUAUUUGCACUGUGUGCUUUAAACAGAGUGUGUGUUGUUUACCUGAAGCAAAGAUCUGCCUAUCAAUUAUAUCAUAAAAUAGUCAAGAAAAGGGAAGUUUUAAUCUAGGAAAGAUUCACAGGUGUCCUGAAAUUCGUCCAAUAAUUGUGAACCGUGGCAGUUCUCUGCUUUAUUACUGCUGUUGACAGCAGAGCUGCUGGAGCAAAUACUCCUGGAAAUCUUUUCAUUCUGGCAGUAUCACGUCACAGAUGGAGCUCAAUCUCUGUUUAGACUGCGAAAUGGAUAUGUAGACAUGUAGAAUUUCCUACAGCUCUAUCAGGUUGGGAGCUCAGGACUUGUUCAUAUGGCGGACUGCAGGCGAGCGCCCGGGCUCGUGACCGUUUGCAUCGGCGCAUGGUGUGCUGCAUAUGGGAUGUCCCUGGGGCUGCUGCGGUGGCAAACGGGGUGUCGCUGGUCAAUCUGCAGUGAUGAGCUGUAUUGCUGACCUUCCUCCUUCCUGGCUGUGACUGCUUGCCUUGACAGACUCCUGCUACCUCACAGGGCGAGAGAUGAGCAGUGUGUCUCAAUGUAGACUCUAGCUCCAGCCCUGAGGGGCCCCCAGUGCUUCAUUCCCAGCAAUGAUUCCUCUUCAGAGAUCCCACAACGCAGCCGGAGACCUCGUGCCACACAGGAGGCCCAAUUGUCCAAUAUAAACUGUGUAUUGAGACCACAGCCCAAACUGUUCUUGGGAUACGAGGUAAUUAACUUGGCCCCUUCUUGUUUUAUGCUCAUCUGUCCUAUCCCGUCCUAUACUCCGAUGUAAGGACCACCUUUGGGUUUUGUGUUAGGACAUCUGCAGCGGUGCGCAAGCCUGUGAUGGAGCUAAAGAUUACUCUGAAAGAACUGACUCCCAUUCUGCACUAAACUCUCUGGCAAAGCUGGGAAUUUUCAUGCAAGCAUCAGAGCUCGUGGAUGCAGAAGCUAAGGACACGGACUGGAGGAGCCGUGGCUUUGUGAGAGAAGCCAGGAUGACAAAAAAAAUGAGUAAGGCACUGUUAGAAGAAGUCUUGAGACACCUCCGGUGUGAGCCAAAUACUAUGGCGUUAGGUACUGCCCAGAGAAAGGCUUUGUAAUCAAUCAAGAUAUUUCUCAUAGGCUGUUUAGGCCCUGCUUUAUCCAAGGAACUGGAUUUUUUUUAUGGCUCUUUGUAAAUAAGUAGAAUUUCAUUACAGAAAUAAGAUGGCCUCCAAUAGGAACAAAUGGCAAGACCUGCUCUUUCAUCUAGUUGACCUUGUUCAAGAGAGACUUGUAUUAGUAAGUUAUUGUUCAGUCGAGGUCAUUCGCUUCUUGCAGACCAGGACCCUUGGUUUCAUCUGUUAUCCACCUAACGUCCCGGAGCCCUGUGGUCACACUUUUUGCUGAUGCUGCCCUGGGAAACUGACCGCAUGGCUCAUGGAGUGCAUCAUUUGCGAGUGGCUAAGCAAAUGCGUUGCAGGGAAUGGCUUGGAGACUGAACGGGAGCUGCCAGUUUCCUUGGCACCUGAGCCAGAAAGAAAUCCAUUGCUUUGACUCUAGCUUAGCAGAACUAAAGAGUGACAAGGCAGAGAGUAGCUUUAAGCUGCAGGAAACAGCAGUGUCAGUUCUCCUUGUCAGCCACCCCAAAGAGAGUUCUCAUCAGUUCAAGUGAAAGCAAAUCCAGGUGCUUCUGUGCUUUUUCCAUGGGGGGAGGAAAGAGAGAGCUGCUCCGCCGCUUCCCGGACGGCGACUAUCGUUCUGCUCCGACCAGGCUGUUGCAGACUCACCUUCAGUCCUGCUGAUGCUCCCAGCGAUUCGGCACCGGCUUUGCAGCGGGAGAGCCAAAAAACCCCGUCGCGUAACAGGGCUGCAGAGGCAACUACCGAGAUAGAGUUCGUUUUAAAGAUUAUCGAAUGGGAAAAGAGUUUUGGAAGCACGAUGCGACUGUGGACUUCCAAAAAUCCUGAAGACCUGUGGAGACAGACCACAGCAUAUGAGCAGAGAGGGAAGCCCGGAGCAGGAUCCCUUCCUGCCCACGCCCAGACUCAACACUGCCGGGGCUGCAUCCUGCAAUAAGAAGAGGAAAAGACACUUCAUUCACUGUUGCUAAAAAUGGGAAGCAACAUCUGUAUGGCAGACCAUGAAGGGAAGCUCCAGACCUCUGCCACGGAACAUUCCUGGGAGUGCUUCAGGGACACAGCUCGCUGUCAGUAAGGGCAGCAGGCCAGCAUGGCUCAGAGAGCCCAGGCCAGCAAGACCCAGCUCCUGCUGGUCAACUCCCUGACGUUCGGCCUGGAGGUCUGCCUGGCUGCAGGGAUAACAUACAUGCCGCCGCUACUGCUGGAAGUCGGUGUGGAGGAGAAGUUCAUGACCAUGGUUUUGGGGAUAGGACCUGUCCUUGGCCUGGUUUUUGUCCCACUGAUCGGAUCUGCCAGCGACCACUGGCACAGCAGCUAUGGCCGAAGGCGACCUUUCAUCUGGAUGCUUUGCCUGGGGGUCCUGCUGAGCCUCUUUGUUAUCCCCCACGCCAGCAGCCUGGCCAGCCUGUUCACCCUCAACGCUCGCCCACUGGAGAUUGCCUUCCUCAUCCUGGGCAUCGGGUUGCUGGAUUGCUGUGGCCAGGUGUGCUUCACGCCACUGGAGGCCCUGCUCUCGGACCUCUUCCAGGACCCAGACAACUGCCGCCAGGCCUUCUCCAUGUAUGCUUUCAUGAUCAGCCUGGGGGGCUGCAUUGGCUACCUGCUUCCUGCCAUUGACUGGGGCGGCAGCUUCCUGGCCCCAUACCUGGGAGGGCAGGAGACCUGCCUCUUUGGCCUCCUUGCCAUCAUCUUCCUUGGCUGUGUGCUGGCCACACUCUUUGUGACAGAGGAGGCAGCCACCCAGGUAGAUGUCCUGGAUGGCCCAGAACCGAAGGAUGCUCCCCCUAAGCCCUCACCUCCUGCCUGCUGCUCUUGUCAGCUUUCCAGGAGCUCGUGUCUCCUGCAGGCCAGGCAUGUGAUGCAGGCUCUGAGAAGCCUCUGCACACUGGCGCCACGACUUCACAGCCUCUACUGCCGCAUCCCUAAGGUCAUCCGGCGCCUGUUUGUGGCCGAGUUCUGCAGCUGGAUGGCACUCAUGACUUUCAUGCUGUUCUACACAGACUUUGUCGGGGAAGGGCUGUACCACGGUGUCCCCAGAGCCAAGCCGGGCACAGAUGCCAGACGCCACUAUGAUGAAGGUGUCCGGAUGGGUAGUUUGGGCCUCUUCCUGCAGUGCAUCACGUCCGUCUUCUUUUCGACAAUCAUGGACCGGCUGGUGAAGCAGUUUGGGACGCGCACAGUGUAUCUGGCCAGCGUGGUGUUCUUCCCCGGAGCUGCCUUCGUCAUGUGCGUGUCCCACAGCAUCACCAUCGUUACCGUCUCAGCUGCUCUGACGGGCUUCACUUUCUCUGCGCUCCAGAUCUUGCCAUACACGCUGGCGUCGCUGUAUCAUCAUGAAAAACAGUUUAAGCACUCCUCCCGAAGCGAAUCAGUGGAAAGGGCACCCAGAGUGGCUGUCGCUUCCAGCCUGUGCGGGAUUGUUGUCAAAAGCCCGCGAGGCCACCUCAGCUGGAGCUCUCUGCUUUGCACAGUCUCUGUUUUUUUGCAUAAAUAUAAGAGCAAAGAGGAGGAAGAUGCAACUUGCACGGACAAGAAAUCAGCCUUCUCUAAAGGCCUCCUUUCCAGCCAGAAGCUGCCUUACCAAAAUGGACAUACUGGGAGCCUCUACUCUUCUUCCUCUUCCCCUUCCUCUACUGCAGCCACCAGCUCAGCCCUGUGCGUCAGCUCCUCCUGUGACGUCUCGCUUAUGAUGAUGAUGGGAGAAGCAGACUCAGUGGCUCCUAGUCGGGGGAUCUGCCUAGACCUGGCUGUUUUGGACAGUGCUUUCCUCCUCUCUCAGGUUGUCCCCUCACUCUUCAUGGGGUCCAUCGUCCAGUUUACGGAGUCAGUAACUGCCUACAUGGUGUCAGCUGCUGGUUUCGGCCUUGUAGCCAUUUACUUUGCAACCAAAGUUGUCUUUGAUAAGAGUGACAUGGUGAAGUAUUCGGUGUGAUGCGGAAGGCACAAAGGCAGCGCUCGGGUGCCUGCACGUGGCACAAGAAGAUUUGCGUGUGUGUGUGUUUUCACGUGGCCACUUAUGGGAAGCCUCGCGUGGGACCUGUUUACCCUGUGCUGUUGCAGAGGCCUGGGGUAAGGGGCAGGAGCCACGGGGCAGGGCUAAUCUCAGGUGUAAAUACGAGGCAUUGGGGCAUUGUGCUUCCAACCAUCAGUGCUUUCCAAAGGUGCCUUAAUCAAAAGAAAGCACUGCACAAUGCCAAAGGGCAUCACACAGGGGAGGGAAAGGAAAUGGGACUUUUCCUUUAAGAAUGGGUCAUGUUUUUGAGCAGGAGAGGCGGUGGUAUGAGGCAGGGGGGAAGAAAUCAUGGGUUCUCCCUAUUUUCCAGUUAUAGUUUUAUCCUCUUCUCCCAUGUCAUAGUUCUACCCAACUCCUUGAACGAUGCUUCCGCAAAUAGAACACUGGAAGGAGAUUUCCUUGCAAAAAAAAAGCUGGAUGGCUAAGGUCUGGCCGUGGAGCAAUAGGGGUUCCUACGUGUGCAAGCAUCUUUCCUCACCUCUGUUCUGACUGGGAGAAACCAUUAAGGAGAAAAAUUACUAUGUCUUGUUCUGGAAAAACAAGUAGCAUUUCAUUAGGACCAAUCCCAAAAGGCGAUUGAUCUUUUACCUAUUUACCCAGUUGCGUCAGAUCGUCAGAUGGAAAGGACUUUUUUUAAAUGAUUGUUUUUAGCGUUCCUCACGCAGUUCUCCGUAACUCCCAUCUCUCACUCCUCAGCCUUCAGAACUGCCACUCUAACAGAUCUAGACUGUUGUGCCCCUCGACACCGGGCCCCCAAAAGAUGCUGCCAUAUCACAAGGGAAGUCCGUUCUUGUGAGUUUUUAUGGUAAAGUAGAACAGGAGGAGCUCUUGUGCAAGGCUACCUGGGAACAAGUGUUUCAAGCCUGAGGAAGCUGGAGGAAUUGCUUGCCUGCCGAGCACUAUCUGAACUCAGCAGCAGUCACUUCUGUAGUAGAUGCCUGGAGCUGGUCAUUGUCUGUGUCUGUGUUCCCUCAAAGACGUGUUCCCGAAGCAACCUUCUAAAUGAGACUUUUCAUUCUAGACAGAAAGGUUUUUGGCCGUGCUGGCAGGUGUGCCCAUUCCAGAGCAGACUGCAUCCCAGUGCCCAUGCAGUCCACGGAGGGCCACCGGGAAACAGAGACCCACUCGCAGCCUGUGGAGGAGCCCACGCCGGAGCAGGUGGAUGCCUGAAAGAGGCUGUGAGUCUGUGGGAAGCUCAUCCUGGAGCGAGUUCCUGGAAAGGAUCUGGGAGUCCGUGGGGGAGGUGCCCACACCGGAGCAGAUUUGCUGUCAGGACUCGUGAUCCCGUGAGGGACCCAGGCUGGAGCGGUCUGUCCCUGAAGGACCGUUCUCACGGUGGGUGACCCACCUUGGGGCAGGGCGUGAUGAGCUGCCCCCGUGGGAGGCCCCAUGCCAGAGCGGUUCGCGAGGAGUUGCAGCCCACGGGAAGGACCCACGCUGGAGAAGUUCGUGAGAGACUGUCUCCCGCGGGAGGGAACCUACAGUGUAGCAGUGGGAAGCGUGAGAAGGCCUCGCCGUGAGAAGAAGCAGCGGCAAAGUCCAUCUGUAACGAACUGACCGCAACUCUCAUCCCCUGUGCCACUGAGGGGAAAAGGAAAGGGAGUCUUGGGAAGAGGAGGAGCGGGGAGAGGUGUUUUUAAGACAGUUUUUAUUUCUCAUCUCCCCGCUCUUACUGUUUCCUUAAUAAAUCAACCCUUUUUCUCCCCAAGUUGAGUCUGUUUUGCCC
This is a messenger RNA of Colius striatus (speckled mousebird), 6031 nucleotides long. RefSeq names its product solute carrier family 45 member 3 (gene SLC45A3). Gene Ontology annotation, biological process: transmembrane transport. Gene Ontology annotation, molecular function: sucrose:proton symporter activity. The transcript has 11 exons. The record is from RefSeq and is a predicted model, not a curated record. Gene Ontology annotation, cellular component: membrane. NCBI's taxonomy places the organism in Eukaryota, Metazoa, Chordata, Aves, Coliiformes, Coliidae. Bases 2383 to 4224 code for a protein of 613 amino acids.